Acanthopagrus latus (yellowfin seabream) is the source of this 1823-nucleotide messenger RNA. RefSeq names its product deoxyribonuclease 1 like 4, tandem duplicate 1 (gene dnase1l4.1). Gene Ontology annotation, cellular component: nucleus. Bases 163 to 1122 code for a protein of 319 amino acids. Gene Ontology annotation, biological process: DNA catabolic process. The record is from RefSeq and is a predicted model, not a curated record. The transcript is spliced from 10 exons. Gene Ontology annotation, molecular function: DNA nuclease activity. Lineage: Eukaryota; Metazoa; Chordata; Actinopteri; Spariformes; Sparidae.
CAAUCACGUCGCCCGUGGUUGCCCACUAUACAUUGCAGAUCUGAGACCUCUCAGUGUGAAGUCUUCUCUUCCUCUCUACUUCACUGAAUCCUCUCUGAGAACAGACUCACCUGGUCGGCUCACCUGUCAGCAGCUGCAGCUUCUCGUCCUCCUGCAGCCAACAUGAAAAUAGCAGCUUUUAACAUCCAGAAGUUUGGAAGAAACAAAGUGUCGGACCCAGAUGUGCUAAAUAUCCUGACUAAGAUCGUGUCUCGAUAUGACAUCAUUGUGAUCCUGGAGGUGGUGGACGUCAGCGGAAAGUCUGUAGAAACCUUCCUGGAGGCGCUCAACAAAUCCAACAAGAAGCAUCACUACACGCUGAAGAUCAGCAGCCGUCUGGGCCGAACGCGCUACAAGGAGCAGUUCAUGUUCCUGUACAGGGAUGAUCUGGUCGACUUGGUGGGCACCUUUCAGUAUGACGACGAGGUGACUGAGUGCGGAGACGUUUUCGCCAGAGAUCCUUACAUCCUGCGGUUCAGAUGCCUCACUACAGUGCUGAAGGACCUCGUGAUAAUCCCAGUUCACACCAAGCCGGAGGACUCGGACAAGGAGCUGGAUGAGCUCUUCGAUGUCUUCCAGCACGUGAAGAAGAAGUGGAGGACUGAUAACGUGAUGAUCCUCGGCGACUUCAACGCGGACGGCUUGUACGUCUCCAAGAAGGAGAUGAAGACCAUCCGUAUCCGGGCCGACAAGAACUUCCACUGGCUGAUCGGAGACGAUGUCGACACCACGGCGAGCAACAAGAACGACCACACAUACGACAGGAUCGUGGUUUACGGAGACGACAUGCUCCAGGCUGUGGUACCAAACUCUGCCAAACCCUUCAACUUCCAGAAGGCGUACGGACUCAGCGAGGAGCAGGCCCUGAAGGUCAGCGACCAUUACCCUGUGGAGGUGGAGCUGAAGUCCCUGGACAUGAAAACACAGGUGGAUGGCCAGCAGCAGCGGGGGCUGGUGGUCGUGGACGCAGACCUGCUGGAGCUGAAGAGAGGAAACCUGCUGCUGGAGAGGGAGAAGCUCAGCCUGGAGAUACAGAUCCUCCGAGGGAAACUGGCCAGGAAGACUCUCGGAGACGAAGUUUGAACCCAGGGGUCCAGAUCCUUUCAAAAGAAACACCUGACAGAACAUUAAAGUCCUCACAUAACCCGUUCCCUACAGAACCAAACAACCCUGCAGACGUUCUGGGUGCACAAUCCUGCGUUGUUGCUCACAUUUGAUUCUCAGGACGACUGCUCGUAUACCUCUCUGACAUGAACUGACACAUGUGAAGUCUCAUCAGUCAGUGACUUUGACUGUCUGACUGAAUCCAGCCAUCAGGUUGUCCGUCUCGUUUCAUCAACGCUGCACACAAGAUGAAAUAAAAUAUAAAGACUGGCUCAUUUUUAAAAACAGAUUUCAGAGUCAUUGUUUAACAGAUUUGUUUCUCAGCCUGCUUGUUUUUAUGUUCUACAACUUUUUUUUAAAAGUGAGAUCAGCAAGUGACUUUAGAAACUUAAAAGAAAUUGGCAUUUUGUGUGAUUUGGCGCCACCUACAGUUUUCUGAGUGCAACACCUGUAACAGUUUGUCAGAUGUAAGGUGCAACUACAAACAAAACUCAUUACAUCAUAACAAAGUCGUGCUCAAAACUUGUAUGUUGAUCCUAACCUGUCACUGAAGUUACAUAGUGCAGAAACCAGUGAUAGAGAAAUCAUUCACCCUGUUACAAGAUGCUGUACAAUCAAAAAGCUGUUAUCUUGAAAGGUAAAAAACAAUAAAAAAUUACAUAAUGCUGCUUUAAAAUCAA